UCGCGGCCGCUGAGUGGCGCGGGCGCGUCACGUGCGCGCGGGGCCGGGCCCGGGCGCAGGACCCCGGGCGCGCUGCGGCUCGCGGGGCCGGCGCGGGCGCGGCGGCUGCGACAUGUCCCACCAGACCGGCAUCCAAGCUAGUGGAAACCUUAAGGACACCUUUGUUGGAGCCAGAAAUGGACGAUACAGGCUUUUAAAAAUAGUCAUUGAAAAUGAACAACUUGUUGUGGGAUCCUCUAGGCAGCCUGUUGGAUCAUGGGAAAAGGAUUAUGAUUACUUUGUUCUUCCCCUUCUUGAAGACAAGCAACCAUGCUAUAUACUGUACAGGUUAGAUUCUCAGAAUGCUCAAGGAUAUGAAUGGAUCUUCAUUGCAUGGUCACCUGAUCACUCCCCUGUUCGUCAGAAAAUGUUGUAUGCAGCAACCCGGGCAACACUUAAGAAAGAAUUUGGAGGUGGUCAUAUUAAGGAUGAAGUAUUUGGAACAGUACAGGAUGAUGUUUCACUGAAUGGAUAUAAAAAAUACUUGAUAUCACAGUCUUCCCCUGCACCUCUGACUGCAGCAGAAGAGGAACUUCGACAAAUUAAGAUUAAUGAGGUACAGACAGAUGUUGGUGUAGAUACUAAGCAUCAAACGCUGCAAGGAGUAGCAUUCCCCAUUGCUAAAGAAGCUAUUCGGGCUUUGGAAAAAUUGAAAAAUAAGCAACUCAAUUAUGUGCAAUUGCAAAUUGAUAUGAAAAAUGAAACUAUUAUUUUGGCCAACACACUUCAUACUGAACUUAAGGACUUGCCAAAAAGAAUUCCAAAGGAUUCUGCGCGUUACCACUUUUUCCUCUAUAAGCAUGCCCAUGAAGGGGACUAUUUGGAAUCCAUAGUUUUCAUCUACUCUAUGCCAGGGUAUACCUGUAGUAUACGAGAACGGAUGCUGUACUCUAGUUGCAAAAGUCCACUGUUAGAAAUUGUAGAAAGACAGUUGCGGAUGCAGAUAAUUAGAAAAAUUGAAAUAGAUAAUGGUGAUGAAUUAACUGCUGACUUCCUUUAUGAAGAGGUUCAUCCAAAACAACAUGCACACAAACAAAGUUUUGCUAAACCAAAAGGUCCUGCAGGGAAAAGGGGAAUUCGGAGACUGAUCAGAGGUCCAGCAGAGACUGAAACACCUACUGAUUAAAAGCUGUUGUUUGCACUAGCAAUAAGAUACUACAGCGAGAAAUGAAAUUUUGGCUUUUGCUAAUGAACUGAAAUCAUUCCAUUCAUAGAUGCUAGGAAAAAAAGCUCUUUUUACUCUUCCCUCUUCUGACCUCAGCACUACUAAUACAGAGUUUCUAUUUACCAUGUUCGAUGACAUGUGGAAGAGCUAAUUAUUUCAAAGCUAGAAGAGGAAAACUAAACCUGUAUCACUUUAUUUUAAAUUUAGAAUCCGUUAUUUAAUAGCUAUACAUGUGAUCAUAAACUUCACAGACGGAAACCUAUUAAGGCCGUGUAUUCUGUGGUUAGUUUCAUUGUUUGUCUAGAUAGCAGACCUGUAUUCAUAUGAGUAGUAGCCUAUUGAAACCAGUAAGACUUACUAUGUGAGUAGACUUGAAGGACUGCAGCAUUGUCCCACAUAAGUCUUUUUCCUUGUAGCUCUCAUGGAUACUACUACAGUAGAGGCCUUUCUUCUGUUUUUGACAUGAUGCAUUGUUUGUUUUGGUUUUCUUGAUAGAAAAGUUGAUUUAAAAUCUGUUAUUUAAAAAAUUGAUGCAGAUGUUUGGGAAUGGGUGGAAUUUUUUUCCAUGAAAAAAAAGCAUGGUCAUUCCAAAUUAAUAAUUACUUUUGUGGAAUUGUCUUCUAAAGAAAUCUGACACAAAAGCACUAUAGCUUUUCCAGACUUUGAUACCACUCUUAAGCCUUAGACGUUAAGUAUCAAGCUAUCAAGUAAAAUGUAAUUAAAAGUGCAUGAGUCAGUAUACUUGAUAGAUUAUGGAGCUGCUUUCAAAACAAUAUACUUAAAGUUUCUAUAAAAACUGAUUAGCUGUGCACUGGGAUCUAAAACUAAGUAAAAAAAAAAACUUGCUUCAUAAUAGAUUGCAACUUAAUAGAUUCAAGAUGGUCUGAAAAUGAUUUUCUGAAAGUUUGAGCUUUAGUAGUAACUUAAAUUUGUAACAAAAAUCCAACUAGGUCUUGAAAAACUGCUGGCAGCGCCUGGCUAGGAUUUGGGGUUUUUUCUUUUUCUUUUUUUUUUUUUUUUUUGCUCCUACAUACUGAAAUCAGAAGAGUAUUGAUUGAAACAUGUUUAAUCUGUUUAAUAGGAAUAGGAAAAAUAGAUGCAUUUUACAAGUAGACUAAAGAAGAACUAGAUGUGAAAAUCAGGUAUACUGAAUGAGCUUAAAUAUUUAAAAUUAUAUAAUGAGGCAGAUCUCUACUGGAUAAAAUAUAUUCCCCAGUGGGGACUUGCUUUUUGGUGUCUUGUGUGUGGGUUUUGUGCUUUUUGAUUUUUAAAAUGACACGAGUUGCAAGUCUUUGUUUACUGCAUAAUAUUACCAUAAAUUGUGGUUGUAUGCAUUACAUAGCUGCAUCACAUUGUUCUUGCCCGAUGGAAGAUGUAUUUUAACCUGUUGUGUAGGGAAGUAAUGCCUUGACACUACUAGUUCUUUGUAAAAUUUAUCUGUUAUUUCAUUUGGAGAUACUAGCUUGUUAUCCACCCUGUUGAGAUUGGGCUGUGUAAUGUGAAGAUUGUAACAAUUGUUGGUUUUACUGUGGUUUUUUUCAUCUGCAGUAGAAAUUUUACACCUCAUCUUUUCUGUUUAAUCUUAUACACUACAUCAGUCUAAUUCAGUAGCUCUUGACCCCCCAGCUAAUCUCCUCGUCCUUAAUGCUACCCUGUUCCUUUUCUGCCUCUUGCCUUCUCCCUCUAGGGCAAGGAGCUGGUCUUGGGAAUUUUUGUUCUACCUACGACCUGUCAGGCAGGCGUUGUUGUCUUUUAAACACAGUUAAGGUCUGUGCAGCUCGCUAGACACUGUAGCUAAGGGUAUUUUUAGUUUAAGUCAGAAUCUUUUUGGCACACUUAAAUUUUUUAAUUUGAUUUAUUAAGGUUAAUAAAGGUUGUUAAGUUAUAAUAAGGUUAAUGGUUGACUGUAGCAGUUAAAAAUCACUGCUAGAGAGCUUUUUGUUUGGAUUCAGUGUUCCUGCCCACAUGCACGCCUGACCUGGCUGACACAUAACACGUUUAUAUUUUACAUUUUUACAACCAUUAGAACCAGUAAAGAAGUUCAGCUUUUUAAUACUAAACGUUUUAAAUAAUGAACAGCUUGACCUGCUAUGGAUAUGUGCAUGUUGUGGGGGUUUUUUUUCUCUAAAUCCUGCCCUAGGUAUGUGGAGGAGUGUUUCUCCAAAUUCUGCCCAAAGCUCAUUUGAGCAUAGACUCCCAUGAGUUUAUAAUGAGUUCAGCCCAAACCAGACAUCUUAAAAUACCUUAUCUUCAAAUAUUUUACAGGGUCAGUUCACAGUCACUGCUUCUGCACAAGUCCCUGACCAGCCCACAGAGUAGUGUCCUGAGCAAAUUUCUCCCUCACGUCUCCCCUAAAAGAGAAACACUGCUGCAACAGACUGUUCUCUUAAAUCAUGUGGAGCCUCACAGCGCUUGCUGGCUGUGCCCUUGGGGCUGCUUGUAGCUAUUCUCCCGACAAAGCAAUAAGAAGCAUCUGAUCUUUUGAAGAUCUGUCAUGUUUACAUCUAUGUAGUUGCCUCACAUCACACUACAUAUGCUCACUGUUACUGACUGUUCAGAGCCAGCACAAAAUAAGGGCAUUAAUAAAAGUUGUUCCUUGAACUGCCUGUAGUCAUUUAAUAAUUGAAAGUGUCCACUCUUAAGUUGUUGGUCUUCAUAAAGAUCCAAAGCAAUGCAACUGCUUGCAGUUAACUCACAAGCUAUUUAGUAGUCAUUAAUGAAAAUGACAACAAGGUAAUUACUUUUGAAAUGCUUAGAUUACAAAGGACUAAAGUAGGGAAAACUGGAUCUCUUAACACAACAUCUCCUCUGGAGGUUUUGUAAAACUAACUAGGGUAAUAAUUGCUCUAUUGCUUGGAUAAACACACUGAUAAAGGAAACUUUUGAUUAUGGUAUCUAUGUAUUGAAUGUAAGCCACCUUCAGAUGCUAGAAUUAAAUAAAAGUUUACUUCAUUAUCUGUUUUGUAAUUUACUUUAUAAAUAAAGAGUGACGCUUUA
Dromaius novaehollandiae (emu) is the source of this 4201-nucleotide messenger RNA. It is a transcript of the gene TWF1, whose product is annotated as twinfilin actin binding protein 1. The record is from RefSeq and is a predicted model, not a curated record. The coding region runs from base 113 to 1165 and encodes 350 amino acids. Gene Ontology annotation, cellular component: myofibril; cytoplasm; actin filament. NCBI's taxonomy places the organism in Eukaryota, Metazoa, Chordata, Aves, Casuariiformes, Dromaiidae. The transcript is spliced from 9 exons. Gene Ontology annotation, molecular function: actin filament binding; actin monomer binding. Gene Ontology annotation, biological process: barbed-end actin filament capping; regulation of lamellipodium assembly; positive regulation of neuron projection development.